CCCUCAGGAGCCAUGCUGCUGUUGAUGACAUUGGCUGUCCUUGCCAGUUCCACCUGCAGAGCCCAGGAAAUACAUGGCAACAGUGUUGGCACCUAUUUCUACAUUCGUGGUGAGGAUCAGGGAGAACUCAAGGGCAUCCGGGUCUACCUGACACUAAUAAACAGCAUCAAGGGCGUCCAGCUGCUGUUUGGCAACAGGUGGAGUGAUGUGUAUGGAACCCGGUCACUAAAGAGUAAAGAGUUUCUUCUGAAAGAUGGAGAGCAUGUGAUACAGGUGGAUGGCAGCGAAGGGCUCUGCCUCACUUCCCUGAACUUCACUACUGACAAGGGCCGUGUGGCUUCCUUUGGUAUUAGAAAGGGCCGUACCUUUAGUGACACUGGAGGUUCAAAAAAGGACCUAGUGACUGUCUAUGGUGUGCACUCACCAGGCUUCUGCAUCAAAGGGAUGGGCUUCAAAUGGGGACCUGUCCCAGAGCCCAUGGGGAGCUCUGACGAUUCCAAAGAGAAGGAUGAUGAGUCAGAAGGAGGAAAAGACAGUGAGAAAGAUAAAGAUGCAGAUGAUGAUGAUGAUGAUGAUGAAGAUGAAGAUGAUCAAGAAAAAGAAAAAGAAGAAGGCAAAGAUGAAGAUGAUAGUGCCAAAGAUAAUGAUGAUGACAACAAAGAUGCCGAGGAAGAAAAUGAGUAA
Acomys russatus (golden spiny mouse) is the source of this 684-nucleotide messenger RNA. Its product is annotated as prostatic spermine-binding protein-like. The record is from RefSeq and is a predicted model, not a curated record. The coding region runs from base 13 to 684 and encodes 223 amino acids. NCBI's taxonomy places the organism in Eukaryota, Metazoa, Chordata, Mammalia, Rodentia, Muridae. The transcript is spliced from 3 exons.